AUGUCCGACAAAGUCGCCGUCAACAUAGCAACUUCCAAAGGAACUGGCAUCUUGCACAACCAAGCCAUCGUAGCUAAUGGCGUAGUGUACUGCUCCGGACAAGUCCCAGCUGAUCUCACCACUGGAGAAAUCAUCGCCGGCGGCAUUCAAGAACAUACCCACCAAUGUAUCCGCAACCUGAGCGCCGUUCUCGAAGAAGCGGGCUCGUGUCUCGAAAAGGCUGUUAAGGUCAAUGUCUUCAUCACGGAUAUGAAGAACUUCGCGGCUAUGAAUGAGGUGUACGUGCAGUACUGGGGGGCUGUGAAACCGGUUAGAACAUGUGUGUGCGUACGGGAUCUACCCAGGGGGGCUGAUGUAGAGAUUGAGUGCACGGCUUUGGCGGGGAAGGAAUCUAAGUUGUGA
This is a messenger RNA of Lachnellula hyalina, 402 nucleotides long. Its product is annotated as Protein mmf1, mitochondrial. Gene Ontology annotation, molecular function: deaminase activity. The record is from RefSeq and is a predicted model, not a curated record. Lineage: Eukaryota; Fungi; Ascomycota; Leotiomycetes; Helotiales; Lachnaceae. The transcript has 3 exons. Gene Ontology annotation, cellular component: mitochondrion; cytosol. Bases 1 to 402 code for a protein of 133 amino acids.